Coregonus sp. 'balchen' is the source of this 1156-nucleotide messenger RNA. The record is from the annotation of a GenBank genome assembly. Lineage: Eukaryota; Metazoa; Chordata; Actinopteri; Salmoniformes; Salmonidae.
UCUCCCAGAGAUCCAAUCUGCAGCGGGCUGAAUUAUGACGUUCUAGAUUUCACAUGCUGUGAAGGAAUACGUCAUAAAGGGACGGGGCAGUCCUGCUGUGGAAACAAGGCCUUUAUCCUGACCCAGGCUUCCUGUUGUGAAGGUGAGCUAGACGGAGUCAUGUCUCCUAGCAGUAUCCCACAAAAUAUAUUCACUUAAACCUGGUAACUGGGUUGAAAUCAUUAUUUUCUCAGGACAAGCUAAGUUUGAAUUGAUAUGCUGUGUGUGUGUUUAUCUGUGACUCAACCAUUGCAGGCCAGCUGACACUGAAUGUGAGCCAGUUGGUAUCAGAUUGCUGUGGGUGGAGGGCCUAUGACCCACUCAACCAGUUAUGCUGUGACACACGGAUCCUAAUCAGGACCCAACCCCAUGACAAGUGUUGUGGAAAAGGUCAGUGAGAUCAGGUCAAUUUACAUCUUUGCUGUCGUCAUUGUUGAUGGAAUUGAGUUUUUUUAAUUCAUAAAAAGGCAUAAAAAGAGGUGGUGUUGUAGUGUGCAUUUUAGGCUUUUCUCUCAAACGGUCUUUCCCAUAGAGGUCUGUCUAUUUCAAAAGCUGUUUGGGAGUCCCUGUGACAUCUCCCACCUGCCCCUCACGGCUUCUAUGCUCACUCGACCCUUCACAAUGUCAAGCUUGUAAAAUAAAAAAAUAUAUGCACUCACUAACUGUAAGUCGCUCUGGAUAAGAGCAUCUGCUAAAUGACUAAAAUGUAAAUGUAAUAAUGUAACACUUGAGCACUUGAAAGCACUUCAGUGCUUUAAACAGUAAAUCUGAUCAAUUGUUAUUACUUGUCCUACAGAGCUUUACAAUGAAGACAACCAGCUAUGCUGUGGAAAUGUCGUUAAAGGAAGGGUCCUGACCAAAAUGUCCAGUCAACACCUGUGCUGUGGAGACCACCAGUUUGACCGGCAAAGCCACUGCUGCUGCUUCGAUUCUGAACGACUAUCCCCAAAGCCUCUCAAUGCAAGCUGCUGUGCAUCAUCAGGGUUUAAUGUUAGUAAAAGGCAACCUACUAGUUUUGAAUGGUUGUAUUGAAACUUCACAUUAUGAUAGUUUGUCAUCUUUGUGUGUAUUUUGUUUCUUUAUUUCAGCACAGGGUAAUUACUCAGAGUUCACCAAA